This is a messenger RNA of Menidia menidia (Atlantic silverside), 564 nucleotides long. The record is from the annotation of a GenBank genome assembly. NCBI's taxonomy places the organism in Eukaryota, Metazoa, Chordata, Actinopteri, Atheriniformes, Atherinopsidae.
AUGGACACCGGCGACAUCGUUUUCAACAUCUACCACUCCAAGCGCGCCCCCCAGCCCCCGCGCAAAGACCCCCUGGGGGCGCACGGCAUCUCCUCCCCGGGGGUCAACAACGUCCAGCUCAUCGACAAGUCCUGGACCCUGGGUCAGGACUACAGCAGGGGCUCCCACAUAACGCGCUGGCCGGGCUUCUACAUCCUCCAGUGGAAGUUCCACAGCAUGCCGGCCUGCUCGGCCACCAACCUGCCGCGGGUGGACGACGUGCUGGCCACCCUGCAGGUGUCCUCGCACAAGUGCAAAGUCAUGUUCUACACCGAGGUGCUGGGGUCCGAGGACUUCAGGUCGGUACCCCAAUCUCUGAGCUGUUAUAUGGACGUGGCUUUAGUAUUUUCUGAAUUGAAUCAAAGCCUGACGGCGUCUCAUAGCUGCAAUAUCACCAACGACCAGCAGAACAUGACUUUGCACUUGUGCGAGGACACCUGCAGGGUGGCCAGCACGUCGUCCACCCGCGGCAGGUUGGUGGCCGAGCAGGCCGGCAUGCUGUGGAACUUCCACUGGAGGAUGUAG